Ceratitis capitata (Mediterranean fruit fly) is the source of this 4355-nucleotide messenger RNA. RefSeq lists its product as uncharacterized. Bases 971 to 3025 code for a protein of 684 amino acids. NCBI's taxonomy places the organism in Eukaryota, Metazoa, Arthropoda, Insecta, Diptera, Tephritidae. The record is from RefSeq and is a predicted model, not a curated record. The transcript has a single exon.
UCAUUUAUAUUGGUACGAUUCGUAGCUUGGAAUGCAUGAAAAUCCAGUCCUAUACAUUUCAAGUACAUGUUAUUAAAAGCUUUUGUUUUUAUACCACAAGAAAUAUGGAAAGCUUUACCUCUAAACAAUUUAUUAUAAGAAAGUGAGGAAGGAUGUAUUUUUCUACUUAAAAAGGUAAACUAAUUUGGAAUAUUUUCAGAAAGUUUCAAUAUUUGCCUAAAUUCCCAUAAAAAUCGCCAAUUUUUCUUUCCUUCCUCCCCUUUUUCUUAAAAUUCUAAAGUACAACUUUGAGCUGAGGCAGUGUCAAAGUCUUCUUCUGCUCUAGUUACUUCAUCUGUAUAUUAUUUCAUCAUGAUCAAAUUUGAGGGUCUAUAAGACAGAAAAGAAGAGCUGCUUACAAAUAAAAUAAAAAUUAUUUUCGUGAAAAAUAAUAGAAAUAUAGAGGUGACGACUUGUGCGCCCACGUGAAAGUGAAUAGAGUAUCAACAGCAAGGCUACCUACAAUUUAUUAGUUUAGCCAAGUCUAUAAAAGUACAUUUGAAUGCAGUAUUAGAUUCGUGUCACUGAAACACAGAAUUUCAUCUAAACCGGCGAAGUGUCAAGCGGGCGAUGGUUGGCAACAACAACAUCUAAAGUGAUCACAAAUGGCUGCGGAACUGUUAGCAUCAUUUCUAAGCUCUGAGCCAUGUUUUGAGCGUACAAAUUCGAGUUAGCGCUGACGGUUUUGGUUCUCUACUCACAAACACGUUUGGCUGCGAAAUAUAACGCAAUUAAUGCUGCCAAGCAGCUAAAACGAGCCAAUGCUCAGUUGCUUGAACGGUGUGGUCGUGGUAAGGCUGGAACGGAGUUUGAAAGUGUAAAAAUUGCACACUUGAGUUUUAAAUAAUUACAUGUUAGUUUGUGACAAGAAAGGAGAAGAAAACUAACGAAGAAUUAUAUAUAUGUAUAUAUGUAUGAACAUAAAGAGUAAAUGCAAAAAUUAAAAAAAUCGGUGACAAAUGUACGCAAAUUUGUAAUAAUAGUCGGUGGCGAUAGCCAAAUUGCUAAUAAUUUGAUUAUUUUGCUUAUAUUGUGGGACUACCUUUUCGUCACAAGCAGAAUGUCGUUUUUUCGCAACUUCCGCACGAAAACAGGCAGCAAAAGUAAAUCUCGCGACAGUAAACCUAUCAAUAUGGGCACAUCUCUGAAGAGCGAAACCAGUCAUUCAACAACACUCACCUCUAUUGAAUGUCCGACGCGUCGGGAUUUGAUUGAUUCUCGCACCGAGGCGCUACUUAAUCGCAGCGAUACUUUCAUACUCAACUCUGACCAAGAAGAUAAGGAGAGCAAACAGAACUCAUCAAACAGUUCAACUUUGGAGAAAAAGUCGAAAAAAUCUAAAGUAUUAAGUAAAUUCGCUACCUUUACAAAGCGCAAAAAAUCACCCGCGUUCAAUAAAAGUGACCCAUUGGAACACCACCCCAGUGAUAGUGCAACUAAUACUUACUACAAAUGGAAAUCAGAUGGUCCGACUUCGGCACAUACGUUGGAUUAUGACUCUCAGUCGGAUCCAUUUCAUUUCCUAUACGAGCAACACUCCAGUUUGAAGGAUAUGCAACAAAGCAGUAGCAGUGGCUCCAUGCACUCUUCACACAGCUCCAACUCAAGUACACAUAAUCAAACAUUUGACUCAUCUACUUAUCGCAAGGGCAAAAUACCCAUGCAGUUAAAAGAGCAACUAUCACAUCUUAAAACACAAACGAAGUCGGAUUUGCACGAGGAUGAAGAAUUGGCUGCCGAACAGAAAUCAGCGGCUGAAAAAUAUAAGACAGUUACUCUUAAUAGUUUUCGUAAAUCAUUUCGUGACAAAUUUUUAUUAAAUCAACAAAACCCUUCACAUAAUCCCGCUUGGUUUGUUGUAGUUGAAUCGCCGAAAGUGGAAACGUGUGAGCGCUAUGAAUCCAAAGAGAAUCGUCCCGACUUUCUUGUUUUUGAAAAUGAGAACUAUCGGCCAAACUCUCGUUCACCAAUUCGUGAUAAUAUUAUACACCCAGCACGUUCAAAAAGCCAUUCACCAAUUAAACGUAACGAGACUUUCCGCAUGGAGCGUCCAAGUGAAGUAGCCAAAGGAUAUUUGAAAAAAGUCAAUGGCUCUCAAACAUCAGAGAUCCCUUCGAUAAGCAUUGAAAUUAAGAAUUCAUUAACCCCACAUAUACCUACGCGUGUGGUGCCAGUUGGAGUCGCUAAGCCUAUGCCUUCGAUCUAUAAUAUUCAGGAUAGUUGUUCAAAUAAUGCAGAGCGAGCCAGUGCUUGUCCCACACUUAAUGCUAUGCAUCCAAGUGUUAGACCAAAUAAAUUAAAAGGCCGUGAUAAGUCGCCAUUACAAAACUGGGUUAAGCCAGUUACCGUCACUUCAGAACGUUAUUCAAGCUCUGCCAACGGUGGUGCAACAACAAGAGGCCGUUAUCAAACACUGGUGCACAUAGGCAAUGAGAGCAAUGCUAAAACAAUCCCCACAUCCAUGCAACGCUCGUCACAGAGUAGCAGUCGGCUUUCUGCACGUAUACGACUAGACCAACCUGCCGAUUCACCUACUUUAGAGAAACGCCUAUACACACCCGGUGCUCGCUAUUCUUUGGCAACCCCUUCACAAAUGCAGGCGCUAAGCAGCUACGAACCAUUCGAGAACUCAACAACAAUGACCAUCAAAUCAUCCAAAGAUCAAGUGCCAGCGUUGCAAAAAUUACAGCAACCUAGACAUACUUACUUUGGCGAUACGACGUUGCGUUCUGUUAAUGGUAACAGUGGUAACAGCAAACAUGUAUCGACGACAACGUUAUUAGCGGGUCGCACGCCAAGUCAUAUAAAUACCAAAGGCUUAAGCUCUUCAAAAGCUGUUGGUCGACUGCAACAACCACAAAUUUUGCGUGCGGCUGGAAGUGGUGUGAACAACCACAGUCGUUCACAGCAGCAACAACAUCGGCAGAGCGUGGUGAUGCCAAUGCAUAGACGUUCAUGUUCGCCAAUUAAAAUUCCAUGGCGCUGAGCGAGGGCGGACUAGUCUAAUCGCGCCACAAGCGAUAGGCUAAGCGAGAAUUGAAACGAACUACGAUUUUUUUCAAUACGUAUUUAUUUUGUUUAUUCAUGAGCAGUAAACUACCCUAAAUAUUUUGAUUUCUUCAACUUUCGACAACGAAAUUAUUUACGGUCUAAAAAGUUUAACAGAAAAACCAACUGAUAUUUAUUGUUUUUGUCUAAACCCGUUAAACAUUAAUAAAAAUAAACCGAAAACUAACUAAGCAUGUGUGGAAAAAUCAAAUAGUUGAUCUAAAAAAUUUUUAGAUAAAAAUUGCAUUAAAAAUUAAUGAGUAAUUAGAAGCAAGCUUAUUAAUUAUAAUAACAUAUCAUAUUGCAAAGGGUUUGCCAAUAUAUAUAAAGCCUAUGUAACUGAAUAUAUGUAUGUGUUUCUAUUUUUAUAGACAACAACGGAAAAUGCUCACAAAUCUAUUAAUGUACUUACAAUAAAAAUUGAAAUAUUUUCAACUUAAACUUCAUUUCAUAUGCCAUUUGUUUUAGUUAAUUCAUGAAAAUAGCAAUUGCGACCUCUGUGUUUAAGUAUGAGAUCAGCAGGUGUAAGAAAAGUAACUUACUUGAGUGAAUUUUGUGAAAUAAUGUAUGAGAAACGCAAGAUGGAAGCAAGUAGAAAAAAUUGUGACAAUUAUCACUAAAAUUUUAAAUAACUUUUAAAAUCAUGAGCUGGGCUAGAUAAUUUUAGUGAAUUCGUCUUCAAGAAGCUUAACAAAUGCGUACUUACAUAUGUAGAUAGAUACGAGGUCUCUUCAAACGGAAAAGAAAUAGUGAAUCUAGAAUUUUCAUAGGCUGUGCACAUUCGAUUAUGCUAUUUUUUUUAUUUAUAUAUGUUCGUGUGUUUCUCAUAUGGUACAUAUAUUGGCAUAAUCAGCCAAGGGAUUAUUAGUUUGUUAUUGACAAUUGAAUUUUGUGCUCUUCAAUUUUUUUUAAAUCUCAUCUUUCAAUUAACGAAAGUUUGUAUGUUUGUGGGUAAUUCAAUUUGUUGGAACAAAACUACAAGUUCGUAAAAAAAAUUAUAUUUUCUCCGAAACCCUCUCAAACUUUGGUUAUACACGUAGGCGAGAAUAUGUCUUCGAUAAUGAGAGACUUUGCAAAUAAUGUUUGUAUACUGCAAACUCACCGUUAUGUGUGAGAAAUGUGCAUCUUCCACCUCAUUGAUCACACGAAUCGCUACCAUGUUCCUUUUGCCCAAUAUCAACCUACCUAGAGCCCAAACAAACAGGUGUAUGUGUUUUACGGUAACUGCCCAAAAAAGAAAAAGUGCCUUAACUAAAAUUUUUUAUGAA